AUGGCCUCUCAAAACAGUCUGCGGCAAGCAUCGCGUAUAUUGCAGAACAGCAGGUUGCAUGUAAAGCCCACGCAAAUACGGCAUUAUUCGGCACAAUCACUCCUCACCUCGAGACCGUCAUCAAGGAUACAUCACUCGUCCAUACGAGCCUUUCCCAGCAGAUCUAUACAGCAGACCAGAGGCUUCUCGUUAUGGCCUUCCUCAAAGCCGGCGGAUAUACCUCAUUCCGAUGUUCAAAUAACAACACCUUCGGACCUUGAUCAAGUCCGUACAAUCAAAGCCAACAACACCUCCGCAGAAAUUUCCUUCGAAUCGCAUCCUCCGAACAAUUUCGAGCCUCAAAUAAUUGAAAACGCCCAACAGGGCCUACUAGAGCCUCAUGGGACCGAGCCCGUGGUAGUGGCUCUCGAAGACAUCCCGGAGAGAAUAGGCUACCUCCGUGAAGUAUGUGGUCUGGACUUUGGUUGGGGCCCAACUUCGACUAUGGAAUGGGUUCUGGAGCACCUACACAUUUGGGGUGGUCUAUCCUGGACCGCUGCGAUCGUAGCACUUGGUUUCACCCUGCGAGCGACUAUGCUGCCAUUCCUGAUACAGUCCGCCGAUAUGUCCGCGAAGAUGCGCGAAGUGAGUGCUGUGACUGAGCCGAUCAAGGCCAAGUACAAACUGGCGGCGAUGCAAAGAGACCAGAUGAAGAUGCAACAGUACAUGAUGGAACAGCGUGCUAUUUACUCGGAUGCGGGAAUCAAGUUCAGCAAGUUGAUAUACCCUCUCGCCAUACAGCUGAUGUUUGGUUUCGGCGCAUGGCGAACACUUCGUAAUUGCGCUACGCUGCCGGUGCCUGGCUUCGUGACGGAGUCCUGGCUAUGGUUGAAUGAUCUGACCUUUAGUGACCCCUACUUCAUAUUACCUGCCGUCUCUAGUGGUCUGAUCUUCAUCACUAUGAGAACCAACACCAAAGUCAACAUGCCUAGCAGUUCCUCUGCUGCCGCCGCGGGAGGUCUGGCAAAUCCGCACAUGAUGAACAUCAUGUCAUACUUCCUACCGUGUUUGUCAUUUGUCUUCAUGGUCUGGCAGCCAGGUGCAGUCCAGGCCUACUUCGUCGCCUCUUCAGCAUGCGGUCUGGCCACCGCAAAACUCCUCGCCUCAAACCCCUUCCGCAGACUCGUCGGUAUUCCACCCGUCGGUGGACAUACGCCUCAAUCAGCCCAUCCUGGCCCUAACGUCGACGGUCCGGCCGGAGCCACCAGCUCAAAACCACAACCCAAACCCUUCCUCAGAGAAAGAAGUCGCGUCAUCGAAACCACGGGCCGCACCGUCCCUACAGAACAACCGACACCAUCACAAUCCGCCGAACCACAGCCGAACAUCUCAGCAAUAGAUAAAGGCGUAGACAGCAUUAAGAAAAGAUGGGACGAAAUCAAGAGCAGUUCUCAGAAAAUGACUCUGUUUGGAUCGACGCCUGAGCAGAGGGCGAAAGAGAAUCAGAAAGCUGCGAAUGAGAGAGCGCUGGCGCGGAGAAAGGCGGAGUUGGAGGCUUUGAGGCGGGAAAGUAAUAGAGAAUUGGGUGUUGAAGAGGAGGAGGAGGAUGAUAGUGAUGACAAAAGGAGGAGAAGACGGUGA
Molecule: messenger RNA, 1620 nt
Organism: Lithohypha guttulata
Lineage: Eukaryota; Fungi; Ascomycota; Eurotiomycetes; Chaetothyriales; Trichomeriaceae
Exons: 2
Coding region: 1-1620 (539 amino acids)
Biological process (GO): protein insertion into mitochondrial inner membrane from matrix
Cellular component (GO): mitochondrial inner membrane
Molecular function (GO): membrane insertase activity
Source: RefSeq, a predicted model, not a curated record